Molecule: messenger RNA, 2400 nt
Organism: Lichtheimia ornata
Lineage: Eukaryota; Fungi; Mucoromycota; Mucoromycetes; Mucorales; Lichtheimiaceae
Exons: 15
Coding region: 1-2400 (799 amino acids)
Biological process (GO): cytoskeleton-dependent intracellular transport; cytoplasmic microtubule organization
Cellular component (GO): cytoplasm; centrosome
Molecular function (GO): microtubule binding; dynein light intermediate chain binding
Source: RefSeq, a predicted model, not a curated record
AUGGAGGCUACAUUGGAGGAUGCUUUUGUCGCAUGGAUCAACACCUUUGACGGGAAAUCCAGUCCAAUCGAUACGUUGGUCCAGUUGGCCGAUGGUGUUGUACUUUCAGAAGUGCUCAUUGACAUUGACGCCAAAUGGUUCAAGCAACUUAGCAACGCAGCUCGUGAAGCCAACAAUAGGAAGCGCAAUAGUAUCCUAUCCGACAUGAACGACGAUAGUAGCUGGGUGAUGCGACUGAACAAUCAAAAGCGAAUCCACAAAUUGAUCACGCGCUAUUUCGACGAGGUGCUUGGGCAGGACCCUGAGCUCUUACCAUCCAUUGAUCUCGCUGCUAUUGCCAAGCACGCCAAUCCCUCCGAAUUAUUACGCAUGUGUCAGUUUAUUGUCGCCAUCGCCGUUCAAUGUGACAACAACCGCGUUUAUAUCGACAUGAUCCAAAGUCUAUCACAAAAGAGUCAGCAUGCAUUGAUGUUGUCGAUUGAAGAGGUCAUGAAUCAUUUCAAUGGUGGUGAUUUUAUCAAUCCACGUGAUUCACAGCUUUCAACAACCACAUCUUCAGCGACGACCACUCGAAGUUUUGACAGUGACAUGCCUUAUCGAUAUCAAUUGGAAUUUGAUCGAUUACUGGUGGAAAAGAAACAGUAUGAAGCUUCCUAUCAGCAACUUGCCAUUGAAUAUGAUAGCUUGCGAGAUCAAUUUGAUGAACUUUUGCAAGAGAAAAAGGACAUUGAAGCCCAUUUGAGAGAUAUGGAUGACCAAAUUCUGCAUACCAGUAAUAACAGCAAAGCCGAUUUUAUUAUGCGCUCUGAAAUUGACCGCCUUAAGCAGGACUUAGAGCGGUGUGAAGAGCAACGACUAGAAACAGAGACUCUACUCGAUAGCCAAUAUGCAUCCAUCAAUGAAUUAAAGCGAAAGAUUACCGAACUGACAGCAAAAGCGGAUGAAGCUGACCAUUUACGAUCCGAGUUGGAAGAAUAUCAUGCAGCUGUGGAACACAUGAGCACAUUACAAGCAACAUUGGAGAAAUAUGAACGUGAAGCGCAAGACAAGAGCGAUCUGGAAGAACAGGUCAAGGCUCUGGAAGCUCAAAACACGGAUUUGCUCAAACGAUGUCAUGAAUUGGAGGAUGAAUACCGUAAAGUGUUACGAUUCAAAACGGUGAUGGGAUCUUUUGAGGACCAAGUACAACAAUUGGCCGCCAACAACAGGGAGCUAUCUGAUGAAAAGGCGCGCUUUGAGGAAGAAUUGCGAAAGAUGAGCGAGACAUGUGCCUAUCUUGAGCAAGAUCGUGAUCGCAACGUCGAGCAAGUACAACUACUGGAAGAGCAAAUCAAGGAAAUGGAAUUAGGUGGUGGCACGAUGAUGGAGAAGGCUAUCAAUAAUUCCGAUCCAAGCAUACAUCUCGGGGAGGACGAGGAUAUGGAUGAUGCCAACAAUAUGGAAGAAAACAUGAAAAAGGCGAAUGUGACCGAAUUACGUCUGGAUAUUCAACGGUUAAAGAGGAAAAUAAAGGAGAUGGAGAAAGGUCAAUCAACGUCAUCCGGUGGUGAGCAAGAUAAGGAUCAGCUAGAAAAGGAUCUGGCUAUGGUUGCUGAAGAAAGAGAUAAGCUGAGGAAAGAGCUUGCACAUAUCCGGAAUGGUAUACCGGAUUCCCUGCUGAACCAGACACAAACCAUCAUGGCUUUCCGGUCUCGUAUUUUGGAUCUUGACAAGGAGUGCAAGUUCCUCAAGGAGUGCACAAUCAAAUUGGAGACGACGGUGUCGCAAGGGACGAGGAGCGUCACCAAGGAUGCGGCUACAUUACGCGAAUAUGAAAAGGAGCAAGCCAAGAUCCAGGAUCGAUUGAAUCGUUUGGAAGAUAUCACCAAGAUGCAAUUGCAUGACAUUAAUCGGAUGCUUGUGGAAGCCAAUUAUCUUCAUGGUAUCAAUAGUGAUGGUAGCCUCAAGGAUCGACCGGCAUUAAGCGAUGAUGAGCUCGAGACGAUCAAGGAGCAAAAUGCCAAUUUGCAGAUUUGCGUAUUGCAUUUACAAGAAGAAAUUAAUGAGAAUCAAGGCAAGAUCCGUAAAGUGCGUGAUAUGAUCAAGUUAUAUACCCAGCUGUUGGAAGAGAUGACGGCACGCUUCAAUGCCAACAAUGGUGCAAGGCGUUCGGGUGAACCAGGAUUACUCAACCGUACACCUCGUACAAAAGAAGAAGAAUAUGAUUUGCUCAAGAAACAAAUCCACAAUGUACGUGUACAAUCACAAAAGGAACAACAACUUAUUGUAUCUGGGUGGUACGACCUUGCACUACGUAACCAUCGUGAAAUGUCGAAUCCCUCCUUUCGAUCCACACCUUCCUCCUGGCUUGGGAGACAACGCAAGAUUUUGGAUAGCCAGCUUAGAAAACGUUUAUGUUAG